AUGCCGGAAGUACUGGUAACCGAUAAUGGUCCCCAGCUCACUAGCGACACCUUCGAGAAAUUCUGCGAGGCAAAUGGGAUUAUGCAUCUCAAAACAGCACCGUUCCAUCCCCAAAGCAACGGGCAGGCGGAACGAUUUGAUGACACCUUUAAAAGGACCGUCAAGAAAAUUCAGGCCGGAGGGGAAGACCUGGACGAAGCACUCGAUAUCUUCCUGUGUUGCUAUCGGUCCACACCCUGCCGGAGUACACCUGGUGGCAAAUCACCUGCCGAAAUCUUACUUGGCCGACCCAUGUGUACUUCUUUAGAAUUUCUUCGUCCACCGAGCAAAUUCACCAAGUUGGAAAAUAGUAAACAAGAUCAUCAAUUCAACUCAAAACAUGGUGCAAGGGAGAAGAGAUUUGAUGUACGGGACAAGGUGUAUGCGCAGGUGCACCAAGGAAACAACUGGAGCUGGCUCGCCAGAGAAAUCGUAGAACGUAUAGGACGAGUCAUAUACAACGUUUGCUCGGACGGCAACCACGGCUUCUGA
This is a messenger RNA of Toxorhynchites rutilus septentrionalis, 531 nucleotides long. RefSeq lists its product as uncharacterized. The record is from RefSeq and is a predicted model, not a curated record. Gene Ontology annotation, biological process: DNA integration. NCBI's taxonomy places the organism in Eukaryota, Metazoa, Arthropoda, Insecta, Diptera, Culicidae. The transcript has a single exon. The coding region runs from base 1 to 531 and encodes 176 amino acids. Gene Ontology annotation, molecular function: nucleic acid binding.